AUGGAUAUAAACAGAACAAUCUCUGCCUCUUCCAGUCGAUCAAUCAAGCUCCUGUGUGUCGGAAACGUUCGUGAUGAUGAUCCCUGUCCACCUUGUGAUUGUCAAGACGCAAUAAGCGUGGAAAGGACUACCUGGACCGACGAUAAUGUAGCUCACAGGUUUUGGAACUGCAAAAACUCUUUGGCAGCUGAAGGUCUGAAAUGCAAGUUCUUUAUGUGGAAAGACAAAGAAAUGGAGGUGGGUUACUACAAAGAACAGCUUCGCAAGAUGAGGUUUGAGCUGAAAAGGAAAGAAGAGUUUAGUGAAGUUUCAAAGGUUCAAAAGAAGUUGGUUAAGCUGCAGCAAGCUAUGGAAGCAGAUAAGCAAGUGUUUGAGACACAUUUGAUGGAGUUGACGAAGCAAAACAGAAUGUUGAAGUGUGGGAUCUUUGUUAUGGUAAUUGUAGUCAUUACCAUGUGGUUGAAAUGGACUUGA
Molecule: messenger RNA, 474 nt
Organism: Lactuca saligna
Lineage: Eukaryota; Viridiplantae; Streptophyta; Magnoliopsida; Asterales; Asteraceae
Source: the annotation of a GenBank genome assembly